AUGAAUACGGUGGAUGAGCAGUAUAUAGACGGUUCAUGUUCCGCAGAUUUGAACCGCUUUCGGCCGGCAGCGGCUCCGAAGACGAGCUCUUUUGGACCCUUGAAUGGGGUCGUUUCCGAGCCAACAACGUCGAUAACGCUUGAUCAGUCGACGUUCCAAGCCAGUGUUCCAUCUCCGCCUUCAGUGGUACCGGGGGAAAAUCAAGACACGGAUGAUGAAGGGUUGUUGGAGUCAUUAUCGCAGAGUUUGUACUCCAACGAUUACUCGAUUCUGGGUUCGAGUAGUUGGAACCACCCAAUCGUGAGUAUGGAUGUGCCGACGGUAUUUGCCAGUAGAAAUCCCGUAAGCGACUUAGAAAAUCAAGAGAUCUCAUCCUGGGAUAAAAACUUCUUUAUCCUGACUUCGGCAGGGAAACCGAUUUACUCUAUGCAUGGAUGUGACGAGCAGGUGACCUCGCUAAUGGGUAUUAUCAAUACAGUGAUGAGCUAUUUUCAACUUCAGAACUCAUCGGAUAUAAGGACCAUUUCGUGCGGCAAGGCCAAAUUAGCGUUCUUAGAUCGAUCACCGAUUUUUUUGGCCGCUUACUCUGAUCGAGGCGAGACUUCGAACGAAUUGAUCAAUCAGCUGGACUUCCUACACUCGUAUUUGUUGUCAUCGUUGAGCCAGAGACAGCUGACAAGAUUUUUCAGCAGAAGGGAAAAUUUCGAUUUGCGAAAUUUCAUGGAGGCUACAGAUUUCGAGAAUUUAGAUGAAAUAUGCUCAUUAAUCUGCGAAAGAUUGUAUCCAGAUGUGCUACUUGGAGCAUUACAAUGUCUCAGUUUGAAAAAAACACACAGAGCUCAGAUACAUGAAGCAAUGCUACAAUGUCUACUGAAGGAAUCAGACCUACCGAGAGGCACCCUGCUCUACGGGCUUAUUGUAGCACCAGAUAAUAAGCUCGGUUCUGUGCUGCGACCCAGAGGUCACACUUUGCAUACCACAGAUUUGAAUCUUCUCUUCUGUCUCAUAUAUCACCAUUUCCGGAAUCUCCAAGAUCAGCAAGAGAUGUGGGUUCCGAUCUGUUUCCCCAAGUUUAAUUCGAGUGGGUUCCUAUACUGUUAUAUCAAGCUGUUACCGGACUCUACAAAAGCUUGCGCAGAGGCUAGCGCAGGUAAAAGACCAGUGCUUGUUCUCAUCAGUGCGCAGAAAGACGCUUUUUUUCCACUGAAAACCCUGGGCGGCAACUUGAUCAAGAACUUACUGGCAAAUUCUCUCAUCGAUCACAUAUAUCGGGCAAAAGAUAUAAAAAUAAGCGAUAUUCCUGCACCGUUAGUUCAUCAUUUUAUUUACAAAUCCAAGAAGCAUGUGCAAUAUAUUAUGCCCGAACUGCAGUUUGUCUUGCAAGCAGGAAAUGAAAGACAAACUCAAGAAUAUGAGAAGAAGAUUAUCACAUACUAUCAACUAAUUCAUAAUUCGGUUUUCCGCGACGAUGGCAGCGCACAUAGCAAGUCAACUUUAAAUUUCGUCCAGUGGGAAGAAGCAGAAGCAGUCGGCGAAAGAUCCACCGACCAGGCUGUCUUUCAAAGAGAGAAAAUAAGUAUGAUGGGAUUAGCGUGGACUACUCGAAAAUUCGAACUUUACCUCAUUUGCAACAAUGGCACGAGUGACAAAAAUAUUGUGCUAAAAAGUGCCAAGAGAAUUAUUAAGUGGUGCGCAAGACAUGAGCAAAGGCUCUUUGUUAGUGAUGGGGCCGUGUUUUGA
Torulaspora globosa is the source of this 1740-nucleotide messenger RNA. It is a transcript of the gene MON1, whose product is annotated as guanine nucleotide exchange factor MON1. The record is from RefSeq and is a predicted model, not a curated record. The transcript has a single exon. NCBI's taxonomy places the organism in Eukaryota, Fungi, Ascomycota, Saccharomycetes, Saccharomycetales, Saccharomycetaceae. Bases 1 to 1740 code for a protein of 579 amino acids. Gene Ontology annotation, cellular component: fungal-type vacuole membrane; Mon1-Ccz1 complex. Gene Ontology annotation, biological process: vesicle-mediated transport; protein targeting to vacuole.